UCUGAAGAAGACGGAAAGGCUAAUAAAGCUUGGCCGCAAUGUACCUAGGUAGGGCGGGGGGCGAGGGGCAUACUUCAUCUGAAAAACUUCAUUCAACCUCCAACGUGAACAACAACUACUCUCGCACCUCGCCCCCAUCACCAGUCGCCAACAAUGUCCGACAAAGUCAUAGCCCACCCCUCAGCAGCCUGCUGCAUCUCCGGCAAAAUCCACACCGGCGACCCCAAAGGCCGCACCGAACAAAUCCUCGACGUAGAAACCUACAUCGCCUCCCCCUCCCCCUCCAAAUCAAACGGCAACAUAAUCCUCUACUUCCCCGACGUCUUCGCCCUCUUCACCAACAGCAAACUCAUGAUGGACGGCAUGGCCGAAGCCGGCUACCUCGUCCUCGCCCCCGACUAUUUCCGUGGCGAUGCAAUUUACAAACAUAAAAAGAACCUCGCCGAUCCGAAUGAUAAUCCGACAUUUGAUUUUCCGGCUUGGUUGGCGAAACAUCAGGAAUUUUCGCAUCCUUUUGUGCCGAAGUGGGUGGAGGAGGUGAAAGCGAAGUUUGGGAAAGAGGGGACUAAGUAUGUUUGUACGGGGUAUUGUUAUGGGGCGCCGUAUGUUUGUGAUCAGCUUUCGGAGAAGGGGAUUUGUGAGGCGGGGGCUUUUGCGCAUCCGGCGUUUUUGCAGGAGUCGCAUUUUGAGAAUGUUAAGAAGCCAAUAUUCCUCUCUUGCUCCGAAAUCGAUCAAACAUUUCCAAAGGAGUUCCGCCGCCGUGCAGUUGACAUUCUCGAUGAGAAGAAAGCGCGCUAUCAAGUUCAAGUUUUCCAAGGCGUCAGUCACGGAUUUGCCUUGCGCGGCGAUAUGGAUGACAAAUGGCAGCGGUAUGCAAAAGAGGCCAGUUUUCAAGGUAUCCUCGACUGGUUCGAUUGGUGGACAAAGUAGUAAGUAGAAUCUUUUGGGUG
This is a messenger RNA of Cercospora beticola, 950 nucleotides long. RefSeq lists its product as uncharacterized. The record is from RefSeq and is a predicted model, not a curated record. Lineage: Eukaryota; Fungi; Ascomycota; Dothideomycetes; Mycosphaerellales; Mycosphaerellaceae. Gene Ontology annotation, molecular function: hydrolase activity.